Messenger RNA from Dioscorea cayenensis subsp. rotundata (Guinea yam), 2000 nucleotides. RefSeq lists its product as uncharacterized. Gene Ontology annotation, biological process: photosynthesis, light harvesting in photosystem I; response to light stimulus. The record is from RefSeq and is a predicted model, not a curated record. The transcript is spliced from 3 exons. Gene Ontology annotation, cellular component: chloroplast thylakoid membrane; chloroplast envelope; plastoglobule. Lineage: Eukaryota; Viridiplantae; Streptophyta; Magnoliopsida; Dioscoreales; Dioscoreaceae. Bases 39 to 1823 code for a protein of 594 amino acids.
AUCCUUCAAUCUUUAAUUCCACCACCUCUCAAAACCAAAUGGCUGCAACAAUGGCCCUCUCCUCCCCUUCCCUUGCCGGAAAGGCGGUGAAGGUUGCCCCAACAGCCUCUGAGAUCUUCGGUGAGGGCCGAGUUUCCAUGCGCAAGACUGGUGGCAGGCCCAGGCCCGUUUCUGGCAGCCCGUGGUACGGUCCUGACCGUGUCAAGUACCUCGGUCCUUUCUCCGGUGAGCCACCAUCUUACCUCACCGGUGAAUUCCCUGGUGACUACGGCUGGGACACUGCUGGUCUCUCCGCUGAUCCAGAGACCUUUGCCAAGAACCGUGAGCUUGAGGUCAUCCAUUGCCGCUGGGCCAUGCUCGGCGCCCUCGGCUGCGUCUUCCCAGAGCUCUUGUCACGCAACGGUGUCAAGUUCGGUGAGGCAGUGUGGUUCAAGGCUGGUGCACAGAUCUUCAGCGAGGGUGGCUUGGACUACUUGGGCAACCCCAGCCUGGUGCACGCUCAGAGCAUUCUUGCCAUCUGGGCUUGCCAGGUUAUUCUCAUGGGUGCCGUCGAGGGAUACCGCAUUGCUGGUGGCCCUCUCGGAGAGAUCACUGACCCUCUAUACCCAGGAGGCAGCUUUGACCCACUGGGUCUUGCUGAUGACCCAGAAGCAUUCGCGGAGCUGAAGGUGAAGGAGAUCAAGAACGGUAGAUUGGCCAUGUUCUCAAUGUUUGGAUUCUUUGUUCAGGCCAUUGUGACAGGAAAGGGUCCAUUGGAGAAUUUGGCUGAUCAUCUUGCUGACCCAGUUAACAACAAUGCUUGGGCUUAUGCCACCAACUUUGUUCCUGGCAAAAGAUAUACUCAGAACCAACCUUCAGCAGUGUGUGGCUGUGAGGCGUCAGAACUUCAGAAAUAUCCAAACAAGACUCAACCAUCCAAUCAGCAAAUGCAAACUGAUACCAAGAAUCUGCAGCUGAUGUGGAAACUCAUCAUCUCACACUGCUACAACCUUCUCUUCAAACAAACUCCUCCUUGUCUAGAAGAAAUGGCAGCCACAAUGGCCCUCUCCUCACCUUCCCUCGCCGGAAAGGCAGUGAAGGUUGCCCCAACAGCUUCUGAGAUCUUUGGUGAGGGCCGGGUUUCCAUGCGCAAGACUGGUGGCAGGCCCAGGCCCGUUUCUGGCAGCCCAUGGUACGGUCCUGACCGUGUCAAGUACCUCGGCCCCUUCUCCGGUGAGCCACCAUCCUACCUCACCGGUGAAUUCCCCGGUGACUAUGGCUGGGACACUGCUGGUCUCUCCGCAGAUCCUGAGACUUUCGCCAAGAACCGUGAGCUUGAGGUCAUCCACAGCCGCUGGGCAAUGCUUGGAGCACUUGGCUGCGUCUUCCCGGAGCUGCUGUCACGCAACGGUGUGAAGUUCGGUGAGGCAGUGUGGUUCAAAGCCGGUGCACAGAUCUUCAGCGAGGGUGGCUUGGACUACCUAGGCAACCCUAGCCUGGUGCACGCUCAGAGCAUUCUUGCCAUCUGGGCUUGCCAGGUUAUUCUCAUGGGUGCCGUCGAGGGAUACCGCAUUGCUGGUGGCCCUCUCGGAGAGAUCACUGACCCUCUUUACCCAGGAGGCAGCUUUGACCCACUGGGUCUUGCCGAUGACCCAGAGGCAUUCGCAGAGCUGAAGGUGAAGGAGCUCAAGAACGGUAGAUUGGCCAUGUUCUCCAUGUUUGGAUUCUUUGUUCAGGCCAUUGUCACCGGAAAGGGACCACUGGAAAACCUGGCCGACCACCUAGCCGAUCCCGUCAACAACAAUGCCUGGGCAUAUGCCACCAACUUCGUCCCUGGCAAAUGAGUGAGGAGCAAUGGAUGUUGCUUGUCUGCCGCUCCAUCUUUUCCACCAGCACUGAAUCAUCUUGGACAUUGUAAUCUUGUGCUUGUGGAUUGAGAUUGGUGUUGGCAAUGUAAAAUAUUGAGCUCUGUACCAGCAGUUUUAUUUUCAACAAUGUUUAUGUAACGUUUGUCUGUGUUC